CUUGACGAACUGUUGGAUCUGGGAGAAGUGAUGCCUGGUGUCUUCUGCACCCUUAUCGCAAAACUGAUAGACGUAUGGAAGGGCAGCGUGAUACUGAUGGAUAGCCAACUGGAUGUCAUGGUUAAGGCUCUGACAUACGGACCCGUUUACCGCAAGGACCAACGGAUUGUUUUUGAUUCUGAGGCCUUUGUGACCGCGCAAGGCGAGGCCCUGUCCGUCAACCAGCUGCUGCGAAGUGAACACCAAGCUGACGUUGAAGUUCGAGCGCUGGGAAUUGCCUUCCUGAUCCAGCUAAGCUCUAGUGAGAAAACAUCUGUCCAGACCCCAGCUAAGCUUUCGGAGGCCCUGGUAAGGUACGACCGUAAGGUUGCCUCAACGCGGAAGCGCUACUUUGGGAACUCGACGAUCCAUCGAAUUAAGAACAGGGUCUGGCAAGCUCAGCUGUGCCUUCUGCAUCUCUUGAGCGAGGAAAUGUUUGAAAAACUUCUGGAACAUGUUUUUCAAGAGCUCGUUGAAGACAGCCAACAACCGUCGAUUCGUUGCUUGCUGGAGUGGACGGCUGUCUCUAUUUUGCUCCGCACACCACGACUUCGUGCAAAGCUGGUUCCUGCCAUGGAACAGGCAGGUAUUGAAAGGACAGGAAGCGUGUGUUCUUUCCUGGCUAUUAUCAUUCACCUGGGUGCCUGCCUCGAUCCUGAGACCGAACUGGAGUCACAUCUCCUGGAAUUUCUUCCUGCUGUGCUUCCUUGGAGCAUGGGGCAGCACUUCAAUGCAAGGGUGUACGCCCAAGUGGCCCUUCACCUAGCUUCACGUUGGAGCAAAGAGCACGGAUUGAGCUCGGUUACGGAGAAGUAUGCUGCCCUGUUCACGUGUCUGAAGAGCACCGUUCAGAUGGGCAACUGGUCGAGAAAUGUUGAAAAGCUCCUGGAGGAUUUUUACUUCAAGGACUUCAAUGCCGUUGACGACCUUACACUUCAGACAAUAUUCUGCGACCUUCCUCGGCUGACUGGUCUCACGGACAGGGAAUUCAUUCCACUCACUGUCUUUGAAGAAGUCCUCACCGUGGGUCCUGAGAAACUUGCCUUGCCACUGUACAACCUUGAUGACCGGCUUUCCUCUGCUAAGCCCAGCCAUUGGCUUGAAGGAACUCGCGCAGAGGCUGAAGUGGUUCUCGACAAGGAAGACUACCAGAAGAAGAUCACCCCCUGGAAGCAGCAGCUGGCCUCGUGCGACCUGAUGUGGGACCUCGGUGUACCAAAAAAGAAGACCGGUGAUGGCCUGAUUGUUGUCGCCUCGUUGAUCGACCGCAUUCCCAACUUGGGUGGUUUAUGCAGGACCUGUGAGGUAUUCGGAGUGAAUGAGUUUGUGGUAGGCUCGCUAAAGUACCUUGAAGACAGGAACUUCCAAGGACUCAGCGUUUCGGCUGAAAAGUGGAUCACCAUAAGUGAGGUGAAAGUGCACCAGCUGAAAGAAUACCUACCCGGGAAGCGAAGUGAAGGGUACACCCUGGUAGGUGUUGAGCAGACGACUGGGAGCAAACCGCUGCAUGAGUUUAGCUUCCCGCAGAAGACACUGCUCUUGCUUGGAAAUGAGAAGGAAGGACUCCCGGUUGAGCUGAUUCAGCUGCUUGACGUCUGUGUCGAGAUUCCUCAACACGGUGUCAUACGUUCUCUCAAUGUUCACGUUAGCGGAGCCAUCUUGGUAUGGGAAUACACGAAGCAGCACUUUGCGUUGCCUGCCGCGGAAUGACCUUCGGCUGUGUGCGGUCAUGUUGCUCAGCUGUAACGGCCGCUGGUUCUAGAAUUGCCGUUCUUUUCUUGCACCGAGCAGUGCAAAGCGUACGUAUGUUUGCAUCACCUACGAAGGCACUACAGCCUUUACAUCUUGAAGUCUUCCAGCAAACUCGGCAUUAGCCCGGGAACACUAAGGGUGGCCUGAAUGAAGCAUGAAGUGAGUAAAUGUCUACCGUUAAUGAGGUUUUCCAAAGUGCUGCUCAAUGAACUGUCAAAGAACAAAGGUGUGGCGUUUGCACAAAGCUUUUUACUCUCUCACACGGCAACUUACUGUGCAGAAGUUUACUGUUGCUCGUGGGAAGCUUUUGAACCAUAGCUAAAUUUACUCAUGAGUAAAAUGUUUGAUGCAGCAAGGAAGGAUGCACAAUAAUCUGCCAUGUCAUGUGUCUGGGUAGUGUGUGUUGGAAAUGGUGGCAGGGAUGGUAGUUGCAAUUUUAAAUAUGUACAGGCCUGCUGGCCUGCUGAAUAUGUACAGGCCUUGCAGAACUACUGCAGGCAUGUGCUGUACCCGCAGUUCAUCUUCAGAGCUAAGGCACUUUCAACUAGUUGUUUCAAGAUGUUCUUGUAGCGUUACAUAAAUUUGUGCAAGAUGGCAUUCAAGCUGUAUUGCGAGUACAGUUAUGACCAGGUGUUUCAGUGCCCCUAGUGGAGCUCACUUUGCCUCGCAACACAGUUUAGGUGCGGCUUUGCACUGCCUUUGAAGUGCUGCUGAUGCAUUCUGGGAUAACCAGGAGAGGACGCCAUGAUAGGCUUACCACCAUUUGGGGAUGCCAAGCUUUGUCCAGGAACAUGAGGAACAAAUGUGUCACUUCGUGUUAGGCAGCUUGAGGCUGCUAGGGUAAAGCACUGUCAUCUGAAGUACUUGCUGCCAGGCCUCUGCAUCAUAGUCCAUGUAGCAACAAGUUGUGCUCGCCAUGGAAAACAUGUGCGUUCUUUUGUCCGAGGGGACACUCGAAACCCUGCCGCAUCGUGUGUCCCAAGCAGCACGGGACCUCGGGCCAAUGUAGAGCCAAUAUGGCCCCAUGUAGGACCAGCAUUUCUCAACAAUGUGCAAAUACUUACCAGUGUUCGGCCACCAUCGAGCCUCACUUUUUAUGUCAUAGCAUGCCAGUGAAGAGGCAUUGCACUUUGAAGGCACAGGACACAGUGCUGUGUCGUGUGCUUCUUUUUUUUCCUUGGCAUCCCCGUACUCGUGUUCUGUGGGGUCAACAGGGCUAAAAAUGUAUGACCAAUAUUUCUAUACAUCAUGCAUUGACCCCGUCUUCUUAUAUUGCUGGGUCGGCGCAUUAGAGAAGAGGCAGAACACACUAAAAACGCACAGUCCUGCAGUAUGUCAUGCACCUUCCCUUGGUGUCCCCCUGCUGAAAAUCGUAGUGGAUAACUAACUUUAGGUCAGACCAAAGCCAUUCUAAUUGCGUCAUGGCACAGGUCAGCCACCACAUCACUCGAUAGCCUCGCCAAAGGCUUUGCACAAUCUAUCAUGGCAUGCCACCGUAUAUUUUUCUGGUGUCAAUAGCCAUGAGUGGCUGUGCUAGAGUCUACUUUUCCUCUACUUGCACUUAUCCAUGCCAAUUGGGUGCUCGCAUGAUACAUAAAGGCACUGCUGCCUUCACAUCUUCAAGUCUUACUCUACAUUACAUGUUGCUCUGUGCAGCAGUACUUCGUAAUCUGAAUUCUGCUGUUUAACACUUCCACAUGUACUUCUCUGUGAAUUGUCAGGUUCCAUAUUCGCAGUAAGAAUGAAGAGACGUAGCAUAUAAGAGUUCUGAAAUGGCAAGUUGUGUAUGGGGGCCUCUAUCUUUCUUUUUUCUAUUUUGGCUUUAGUUUGAAUUAAGAAAUAUGUAUUCUCCCUUGUCAGAUAGGUUUUUUUUGUAAAGUUGUGGCGGCCUCUUGCUCAUGAAGCAUGGAACAGAACCAGGUAGCAGCCUUGCCAAGGCUAUCACUCAAUCUCAGUGCUCUGCAUAGACAACCUGUACAUAGAAUCAAAAACUUUUAUUGCACUCGUGGUCUUGGAUGGUGCUCACAAUGGCCGAAGAAAGCGCUUGCUAAAGCGUUAUCCGUGUUAGUUUUUGUUCACAUGCUCUUAGUCAUAGUGAUGCCCUACAUGGGCAAAAUUCUAGGUCGGCUGGGAUAACGACGUCAGCCCGAUCAUUCAGAUGUUGUCUCUAUGCGUGUUACGACUAUGUUUCAUAUUUAAGAGUGUAGUGUGUUGUAGUGUGUACAAUAGUAUUAUAUGAAUUUUAGGUAUUAAGAAAUUCAGUCAAACCUCAAUAUAAUGAAAUUCGUGAUGUGAUGAACUACUUUGAUUUCCCGAGCUUAGUUCCAAUGAAAACUGUACAUUUCCCCCCCGAUUUAACGACCAUUUCAAGCAUAUAUUUGGACCAUGUAUGGCUAGUAAAUGUAGCAAGAAAAGUAUAAAAAUGUCAGCCGAGGCAAAAGUUAUUUCAAGUGUCCUUCUGCGUGAAAAGUUUGAGCGGCAAAAGAGCCAUCGAAGUGCGUGCAUCAAGAUGCUGUAAGCAGCAAACGCCGCUGCAUCAUUUGUAGCAUUGGUAAACAACUCGCAGAGGCCAUGGGGGUGCAUGCCAGCUCGCAGCGCUCGGAGAAACACGAGAGCUGGCGCUACAGGGGGGGGGGGGGGGACAGAAACGUGCAUCUAUUUGCUCUCCCCCCAUAGCGCCACGCUUCUCCUCACACGUGGGCCACGUGGCCGUAUCUUGAAGGUCAUCUGCGGCAAGUGCAAAGGCAGAGACGAGGCGCUUGGAGCCUUGAUGUGCAUUCUGCUCCUGCAUUGUAGUGUUGGUGGUCGCGUAACCUCAAAUUUUCGACACGCCGUGCGAAGCAUUUGGUCGUGUUGUGACAACGAGUUCGUGGUCAUAGAGUGAGGUAUGUUAUGCUGCUUUGUUUUCCUGAGUGGCGUGCGACAUCGAUAAAUCUACGAACCUUACUUUGUGUAGUUGUCUCUUUGCUAUCGCUAUCAAUGCUCAGCCUAGCUUUCUGGCAAAAUUGUAGCAUUUUUUUUUUUGUCUUCUUUUUUUGUUCGGGACGAAUAUUCUUAUCUUUUUACACUUCUGUUUUUAAUUUGUGGGCGCCAUCUCAUGGCAGCUGUGGUACACUAAGUGCAUUCAGUUGUGGCAUUGAAGAUUUAUGGCGCCACACGACGCAACACACGCAAAUUUCGAAUGCCACGAGCCUCGUAGAUGCAUUGCUCUUGGCACAACCUGCACCGUACAUUCUGGCACUCACAACCAUACUAUUAUGGCCCGACCUUCUUGCGAUUUGUCUAUAAGUGCUUAGUGACACGGUACUGUCAACUAGGAACGCUCUGGGAAUUUGUGAACUUGUUUUUAUUGCUGAUGCUUUCAAAACCUCAAAUUAAUUAAAUUUGCAAUUUAACAAACCUUUUCGUUUCAAGUACAACUUUGUUAUAUCGCGGUUUGACUGUAGCUGCUUUUCUAUUCAAGUAUGUAGGAUGGUACAUUUGUAGGCGAUACGAAUUAGGUGCCUUGUAGCAUUUUGUGAAUAUCUACGGGUACUUUGUUGACUUCCCAGUGUUGGGGCCUGUUCUGUGUCAUUUGUUUUGUUGAAGCCUACAUUUAAAGCUUGCUUGCAUGUAUCCAGUGCCAUAAGAAUAGGUAGACGUCGCUUCAAAUGCUCUUUUAUGUACAGUUUGGAUUGUAGCAGUUUAAUUUAGUGUAUGCUGCUACAUGUUGACAUGAACUAUCUAGUGAGAGAAAGCUGUAUUAAAUACAUUUUGUGGUAUUCGUUUAUUUCUGAAAACUUGUGGUGUACUUUACGUAUCUAGAGAUUGUAAAUUGCCAAGCUUUGAAUAAGCGUGACUGUGUUUCUAUCUUUUCCACACAUUUAACACACUUCAUCAAGAGGAUUUCUUAGCUCUUACUGCUCCUUUUCAAGAACAUGUCAAAUGCAGAAGCAAUUUUAUUACGUGACUGCUGAGCAGAUUUGAAUGAAUUUGUUGAAUCUGAAAGAUAAGGUUAGAUAGACUGCUGUGAGCACAUUUUUUAUUCAGGUGCUCAAGUUCUUGGCAAAAAUUUUGUUUAAAUUAGGUAUUUAAAAAAAUUGAAGUAUUAUAUUUAAGAAUGCACUCUGGGCAACCCCACAAUGAAAAGAUACAUAUUGCAUUUCUCUAAAUUACAUCUUAAUUAAUGAUCAUAAUAAGAUGUCUAAAGCAGACAAAAUUGUGUAUCACAUUGGGGUGUGGCAUAAAGCAACAGUUUGUGUAUAGUGUAUUGCACACAUGUAGUCAUCGUGUCAGCACAGCUGUGCAUCAGUCAUGUGCAGUACUGAUGGCAUGCUGUCUCCUGCGUACUUAAUGACUGCUCUCGACAUGCAAUUGGUUCUUCCCGGUGACAUAGUGUCUAAAUUCCACUUCUGAUGCCAUGUUACAACAAACACGAUGCUCACAGCAUCUUGGCCAGAACAGGAAGAAACACUUGUUUACUGAGAGCAUUGCUUGUAUACAAGACAGCACGCAACCAGUACUGCACAUGACUGAAACGCAGCAGUGAUGAUACAAUGACUGCUCAUGUCCGAUACUAAUAGGGCCUUAACAGGAUACAUGUGUACAGAAUAACCAUUUAAAAUCAAUUGUAAACUAAUGCAUUAUAUUUGGUGGUCUUGAUUGCUGUUCACAGGACUGCAAUGGCUGUUUCCAUUGUGAAAUCAUUGACAUUGGGACUUCUGAGGUUAAAUUUUAAUUUUUCUAAGUCUUUCAUGGUUAGUUACAGUAUUUUGGCUAGAUAUUUAAGAAUGCAAAUAAAAAAUCCAUUCCUGCCAGUCAGUAAUUGUGCUUUUCUCUUUUAUGCGCAACACAUUUCAUUCAGAUAAGUUCAGUGGUUCUCUAAUAGUAGCAUUUCUGCAUUGAACAUAUAUUUAAAAAGGGAAUUGGGAUGGGCCUCAGCUAAAACUGUCUCUAAAUGCAAAACUUCAACUGUGCCAUUGCCAGUCUGUGUUUCCAGCAGCACAAGGAAGAGAUCCAGGACAGUUUCUUUCACAAUGCACAUUUAUUCACAUAUAUACAUUCAACUUCAAAUUACAUUUGUGCCUGAACACAUUUCCUAAAGCACAGACUGCGAGUCAUAAUCCAUGUCUUGAUGAAAAUGAGUUUAUUCGUUUGUGACGCUGAUUUUGCCUGCAAUAGUCUGUUUAAGCUGCUUUUGCAGCAUUUCUCUAUUCAGCCACAUAUGUUUGCCAUAGCUGUAGUUCAUCAUUAAUGGUGUUGAAAAGGCGCUAUUGUGAGGCAUAUUGUGAGGCAAUUGCAUGUACUAACAAUACUGUUCAGUGAAUGUUCUUAAAGUACUUGAUGUACAAGCAUUGUCAAGUAACAGCCUGUUGAUCACAAAUGUAACAACCAUGCUCAUUUGUUUCAUUAGGUGUGUAUUAACAUUAACGUAGUAGAUAUAUCUAUAUAUAUGGGCAGCAUUGCAUUACUCCAGUCAAGCUGACUUCAUGUGGUGCAGUAAAAGCCACUUCCAGGGCCUCUCCCUUGAUGCCACUUGCACGGGGAGUUCUGCUCUCAGAUGGACUAGAACAAUUUAAUGCAGGCUGAAUGUUUGCAGUGUCGUUAUUCUCAUAAGCAGGUUAUAAACUGGUUGAUUUUUUUAAAACUUUGCUCUGGAGCUUCGUGGAUACACAACGCCUUCCCGUUGCCUUGUCGGGUGCCUUGACUGAUUCUGUCACACGUGCUGCCGUGUGGCAAACAACUAAACAUGUUCAAAUGCAAGAUAGCUUCUAUGUCGACAGUUGUGUAGUUAGCGUAUACUAACUAUAAGUUGCCAGACUAUCCUCAGUAGCUGUGGCAUUCCGCUGCUGAGCGUGAGGUCGUGGGUUCUAUUCCCGGCUGCGGCAACUGCAUUAUGCAGUCGAGCCUUGUCACAACAAAGCUGCACCCUACGCAAGCAUACCUUCGUCAUACCCGAUAUUCGUUAUAAGCAUAUAUGCGUUGCAUGCUUAUAUUGGCAGGAAAGAUGUUAGUUUUAGUUCGUCAUAUCCGAGUUUGUUAUGUUGAGGUUUAACUGUAAUGGCGGCAUGCAAAAAGAUGCUUGUGCGUACGAAGUAUUGAGUGCACGCUGAAGGAUGUGGGGUGGUCAAAGUCCGUCCACAAUGACGUCUCUCACAGCCCUCUUUUGCUUUUUCAGUGCUAAACCCAGUCAAUUUCAAAGGCCAUAUUAAGUGGCACUCGUCUCCGCUGACUGCCACACGGCGGUGUGCGCCACAGAAUUCAGCUAAAAAUCUCCAGAGGAAGUUUAUAAUAUUUGCUAGGUGAGUUCGGGAGGCAGCGACAUAGCACUUAGGCAGCUGACACUGUAAUCUUAGCGAUAGGGAAAAGCUUCCUUCAGCUUUCCGUGACUCGUUGAACUUUUUUUUCCCUGGCUUUUACCGCCUACACAAAACAAGGGCAGCGAGGAAAGUAAAACCUAAAAGCUCUCACAUGCUGCACUGAGCAUCUAUCCUUCUUUUUAAAUUGAUGGCUUCCUUUUAUAAGCAGUGAGUGAGAUGUUGUGACAGGAUUAAUCUAUUAUAAAACGAUUGCAUCAUCCGUAUGAUGAUGUGCAUAUGAAGUAUAAGCGUUGUGAGCCGUGUUCGGAGUAUAUGCAUUGCAGGUUUAAAAAAAAGUUACGAAAGCUCUCGAUGUCAUCUUUGUGAUGGGAGGCUUCUGCAUGGGAACUUGAUGCGGCAGAGUUGAUGGUACCUUGUUCCCAUGCGUGCAGCCAGCCUCACUUCCUCUGUGAUUUUGUCGUGGUUGGGGUUGUGAGGGAACAUCCUGAAAAGGACACAAGUUUCAGUAAUGCGGUUAGCUUUGCGCAGCAGUGUCUCCAGCUAUUGAUUAAAACAAGCCCGUGAUGCCUUUGCUCAGCGUCCUCCAAGGAAUUAAAAAAUAAUAAUAAUAAGUUGUGACAAUUCUCACUGCCAGCUUUUGCCAAAUGUUCUAAUUUUCAUAAUGGUGUUUAUUGUAUGCAGUAUAUAGUACCUGAUUCAUGGCAAUAAAAGCUUUUACUCAUUUGGAA
This is a messenger RNA of Dermacentor andersoni, 8818 nucleotides long. RefSeq names its product probable methyltransferase TARBP1. Gene Ontology annotation, molecular function: RNA binding; tRNA (guanine) methyltransferase activity. Gene Ontology annotation, biological process: tRNA methylation. NCBI's taxonomy places the organism in Eukaryota, Metazoa, Arthropoda, Arachnida, Ixodida, Ixodidae. The record is from RefSeq and is a predicted model, not a curated record.